UUUCAAAAACAGAACAUGUUCUCUGUCUCAGUUUCUUCUUCACAUCAUUCCCACCAGUCUCAUAGUCUGUCUCUGAAUGCUAAAUGCUUCCAAGAAUCUCUCCUCUCUCUCGUUUUCGUGUUCUUCAUCACAUGGGUACCGCCACCUCUCUCUCUUCUUUGCCUUUUCCACUUCACUGUCAUUGCACCAAAGCAACGAACUUUGAUCAUGAAUUUGAGUCGCAUAGCAACAGAACCCACUUCCUGAAUUCAUUGAGAAACCAAUUCAAAUCAGGUAAACUGAACAACAUUCAUCAAGCUUUGAACUUUUUUCAUAUCAUGUCUAGAAUGAACCCUUUGCCUUCUGUACUAGACUUUACUUUGCUAUUAGGGUUUAUUGUGAGGAUGAAGCAUUACACAACUGCUAUAUCUUUGGUUAAACAAAUGUAUUGUUCUUUAGGUAUAAAGCCUGAUACUUUUACUCUCAAUGUUGUUAUCAAUUCUCUUUGCCAUUUAAAGUUUGUUGCUUUUGGAUUUUCUGUUUUGGGGACUAUGUUUAAGCUUGGUAUUGAGCCUUCUGUUGUGACUUUUACCACUCUUGUAAACGGGCUUUGUGUUCGGGGCGAUGUGGGUCGGGCCUUGCAGUUGGUUGAGCAUAUGGAAAAGAUGGGGUAUCGGUCUGAUGUUAAGACUUAUGGGGUGUUGAUUAAUGGGUUAUGUAAGAUGGGGGAAACUUCUGAAGCUGUUGGGUGGUUGAGGAAGAUGGAAGAGAGAAAAUGGAACGCCAAUGUGGUAGUUUAUAGUACAAUUAUGGAUGGUUUAUGCAAGGAUGGAUUGGUAUCCGAGGCGUUGAAUUUGUGUUUGGAAAUGAGUAGGAAGGGUAUUCGAGCUAAUCUUGUGACUUACACUUGCUUGAUUCAAGGUCUUUGUAAUUUCGGCCGUUGGAAAGAAGCUGGCUCGCUGUUGGAGGAGAUGAUGAGAACGGGAACGAUGCCGGAUUUGCAAACGCUUAAUAUUUUAGUGGACGCUUUAUGCAAAGAAGGUAAAGUUAUGCAGGCAAAAAGUGUAAUUGGGUUUAUGAUUAUGUUAGGGGAAGCGCCAGAUGUAUUUACGUAUAAUUCUUUGAUUGAUAGAUAUUGUUUGCAAAAUCAAAUGAACAAGGCCACAAGAGUAUUUGAACUAAUGGUUAGUAGGGGCUGUUUACCGGACAUUGUUGCUUAUACUUCACUCAUUCAUGGAUGGUGUAAGAGUAAAAACAUUAAUAAAGCUAUGCACCUCUUGGAUGAAAUGGUUAAGGUUGGAUUGAUUCCUGAUGUUGUCACAUGGACCACUCUCAUAGGUGGAUUUUGUCAAGUCGGUAGACCAUUAGCUGCAAAGGAACUGUUUUUAAAUAUGCACAAAUACGGGCAAGUUCCGAAUCUUCAAACGUGUGCCAUUAUAUUGGAUGGACUGUGUAAAGGCCAACUUCUUUCUGAGGCAUUAUUGUUGUUUCGGGCAUUAGAGAAGAGUAAUCUAGAUCUUAAUAUUGUGAUUUAUAGCAUUAUACUUGACGGAAUGUGCGGUGCCGGAAAACUAAAUGAUGCAUGGGAACUUUUUUCCUGUUUGCCUGCUAAAGGUUUGCAAAUUAAUGUUUAUACUUAUACCAUUAUGAUUAACGGUUUCUCUAAACAAGGAAUGUUGGAUAAAGCUGAAGACUUACUAGUGAAUAUGGAAGAGAAUGGAUGCAUGCCUAAUAGCUGCACUUACAAUGUCUUUGUCCAAGGUUUGGUAGCAAAAAGAGAGAUUGUGAAGUCAAUAAAGUACCUUACAGUGAUGAGAGACAAAGGUUUUUCUGUAGAUGCUGCCACCACAGAAAUGAUUAUCAACUACUUAUCCGCUAACGAAGGAGACAAUGGAUUUCGAGAAUUUUUGUUUCCAAAAUGAUAUGUUUUUCAAGAGUUUCAAUAGAUGUGUUUAUUUGAAUUCAACCUUUCAGUUCAUCCCUUUUCUAUGAUCCAAAUGUGAGAACUGGUGGCAUAGCCUUAGACUUCAAAGCUUACACUUACUAAAUAUUUUAAAAUCAUUACCAUUGAAGUGCUUCCGCCUGACAAUUUGUAUUAUCGAAAGAGUUGGCCAGCCUUUAACAGAGUUGCUCCUUGACAUAUUCUGUGGUGAGUAUUUUAAUGCCGUCUUGCAAGCUUAUUAUAGCAUAUCUACAACUCAUUUAAAAUGUCUUUUAGAAUAUAUAGACCUAUAUUCAUAAGUUAGGCCUUAUUGCAUUUAUGAAAUUGAGUAAUUGUCUUGGGUAGAUAUUUCCUUGACUUAAAGAAUAUUUUAGUGAUGGUCAGUUUACAUUUGGAGGGAGGAAUACUGAAGUUUGCAGACCGAGUUACUUAUCAUCACACAAGUAAUGCAGACUACAACCUCAUAUCAUAUGUAGGCUUUUGGCGGGAAUUGUUGGAUUGGCUCUACUUCCAGCAAUGAUGAUAAUAAGGUUGGCUACUGUAUGUAUAUACUUUUGGAGAGUACCAGUUAUCAAUGUCUCAUGCUGUUUAAAUUUCUUUCUCCCAGAAAACAUGGAUAAUUUCUCUACAAGGCCUUGUUAAAUAAAAUUGUGUUGCAAUCUAUCUUCUCUUUAAUGAGACCAUCUUCUCCUUUACUAUUAUGCUGCUCUUUGAAUUGUCACCAUCGGCAUCACCAUUCAACCGUGCUAUAGCAGUUUGAAGAUUACAUGAUCAUGUGGCACAGGCGGCGCACAGAGGAAUAUUAAGAGAUCAAGAGAGCAACGCUCUUGCGUCGUUUGUGAAGUUUUUUUUUCUUACGAUGUCAGUCAUUUUUCCUCUAUUUUUUGUCACAUGGCGUGUUUUUCGGGACGUUGAUGUUGUCAACUGUGCUACUUGACAUACUAAUAAGACAUGACAAUAACAUACUUUUAUUAUUUGUUAGUUUUUAAAAAAAAAAAAUCUUUUACUUUUCUUUUGUUUAUAUAUAGGGAGAGUGAUCAAUUUGUGUAAAAGAUCUAGACUGUGCAUUGACUAUCGAUGCAAGAUAUAAGAGCAAUCCUUUUGUAUAUGAUGAUGUGUAUGAAUUGUUUCUGAUUUUUUUAUAUGAUUCUUCAAAGAUUGAGUUGUGCAUCUGACAAACAACAAUGGGGCGAACCUUUGACGACAAAGUGACAGCUUUGUUCUAAUCGUCUCAUAACAUGAAAUGAUCAAGUCAACAAAAAUAGGGGCUUCCAAAUCAAGUUUGAAGAUUCAGUACUUUGUCUGUAAUGGUGGCACUGACUAGUGUCAAUGGACGUGGUUCGGCGAGUUUGUUUGGAUAAUGGUGUAUGCGACAAAAAAAUGCAUUGUGCAUGGAGAGGAGGAUAGAGAUCACAUUCCACACAUGUUAAAGAAGUGCUCUGGUUCAAAUGAGUGUGGCACACCAUUGAUUCUUGAUGACAGUUACUACAGAAAUAUCUUGGACAAGGAUUUGUUAAUAAUAGAUCAUUAAUUAGCAUUUAGCAUAUGGCAAAAGAGCCUUAUGUGAAUAAAACAGUGCAGUGUUGCUAACAAACAUCAUCAUGAAGAGCCUUGAAUUGAUUUCAUGGCGGAAGAGAUGAUGCAUAAGAUAUUAUGUAUAAAUAAAAGUGUUUUGGUUUAGUGAAGGAGCUAAGAACAUUUUAUGGUGAUCGGAGAAUUUAGAUGCCUUUAAUUUUUAAACUUCUUUGAAAUGUAACUUUUGUUUGUUAUUUUUUUAAUAUUAGCAUGUCGAUUAUGUGA
Messenger RNA from Vicia villosa (hairy vetch), 3721 nucleotides. RefSeq names its product putative pentatricopeptide repeat-containing protein At1g12700, mitochondrial. Bases 84 to 1901 code for a protein of 605 amino acids. NCBI's taxonomy places the organism in Eukaryota, Viridiplantae, Streptophyta, Magnoliopsida, Fabales, Fabaceae. Gene Ontology annotation, molecular function: protein binding. The transcript has 2 exons. The record is from RefSeq and is a predicted model, not a curated record.